Theileria parva strain Muguga is the source of this 849-nucleotide messenger RNA. RefSeq names its product Cyclophilin type peptidyl-prolyl cis-trans isomerase/CLD family protein. The transcript is spliced from 5 exons. Gene Ontology annotation, biological process: protein peptidyl-prolyl isomerization. Gene Ontology annotation, molecular function: peptidyl-prolyl cis-trans isomerase activity. The coding region runs from base 121 to 843 and encodes 240 amino acids. The record is from RefSeq and is a predicted model, not a curated record. Lineage: Eukaryota; Apicomplexa; Aconoidasida; Piroplasmida; Theileriidae.
AUUAUUUUAUAACUUUUUAUUUACUGUUUGUGAAAUGUGCUUAGAAAUAUGUGACCUGAUAAAUUACGUUAAUAAUUUUUAAAAAAAUAAAAAUGGUGAAUUUUAGAUAAAUUUAAAAAAAUGAUUAGGAAUACAUUAUUAUUUCCUUAUCAUUUGUUCAAAUUUGCUUAUGGCAAGUUUUCAAAAUUAUCGUAUAAGAGUAAAAUUUACAUGGGAUUACUAGCUGGUGGUAUACUAUUAUGGCCUAAUUAUACUAGAACACCUGCCGUUAGGGCUGAAAAUAUACAUAAAAGAGCCAUUACAGACUACGUUUAUAUGGACAUAUCAAUGGAUAACCGAUACUUGGGAAGGAUUCUAAUUGGCCUUUACGGGCGCCUUUUACCUCUUACUGUUGAGAAUUUCAUUCACAUGUGUAAAGGAUUCCCAAUUAAGGAUAAGAUAAUUGGCUACUAUAACACCAGAUUUGACAAGAUUGUGCCUGGAAGGGCCAUUUUAGGCGGUAGACUAUUUGAUCAAAAAAGUUCACUAGAUUCAUGUACUAUAUAUUCCAAACGAAUUCCUGAAGAAUCGUUUGAUACAACAUUUGUUCAAGAAGGGGAUGUGGCAAUGGUUAGUGAUGGGCCACUUGGAGUUUCUUCUAGAUUUUUAAUAACCUUGACUAGUAAUCCUGGAUUUCAGCAAAAAGCUGUAGUUGUUGGCACUGUUGUUAAAGGAAUGAAACUAAUACGGAUGUUGGGAAAUGGAGCAAGAAAAGAUGGAAUUCCCAAUAAGGAAAUUAGAAUUGUGGGCUGUGGCUUAUAUAAUGGACCUGAAAAUGGCCCAAAAUCGUUCCUUAACGUAUAACUUACA